Messenger RNA from Athene cunicularia (burrowing owl), 3104 nucleotides. It is a transcript of the gene DTNA, whose product is annotated as dystrobrevin alpha. The transcript has 23 exons. NCBI's taxonomy places the organism in Eukaryota, Metazoa, Chordata, Aves, Strigiformes, Strigidae. Gene Ontology annotation, cellular component: synapse; plasma membrane. The record is from RefSeq and is a predicted model, not a curated record. The coding region runs from base 260 to 2410 and encodes 716 amino acids. Gene Ontology annotation, molecular function: zinc ion binding. Gene Ontology annotation, biological process: synaptic signaling.
AGAAUACACAGCAUCUUGAGCCAGGGUUUAAAUUCGUCCCUCUCCGCCUGGCUUCUCGCAAAGAUCUGCUUGUCAGCUUGCCUCUGUCUCCUCUAACGACUCUAAUAUUCCCUUAAAAAGAACAUCGUUCUGGAUUCUUUGGAAUUACUAAAGUGGCAGAAGAGAUCAUGGUGCACACCGUAGGGAUCUGAUCUGAGCACUCUGAGGCAGAAGAAGCAGGGAACAGAGCAGGCGAUCGGAGGAGCAUCAUUUCUACGGAAUGAUUGAAGAUUGUGGGAAAAGAGGAAAUACCAUGGCAGAAAGAAGGCAGCUGUUUGCAGAAAUGCGGGCUCAAGAUCUGGAUCGCAUUCGUUUGUCCACCUACCGAACAGCAUGCAAGCUUAGAUUUGUUCAGAAGAAAUGCAACUUGCACCUGGUGGACAUCUGGAAUGUGAUAGAAGCCUUACGGGAAAACGCACUGAACAACCUGGAUCCCAACAUCGAACUGAACGUGGCUCGCCUGGAAGCUGUGAUUUCAACUAUCUUCUACCAGCUCAACAAACGGAUGCCGACAACCCACCAGAUAAACGUGGAGCAAUCCAUCAGCUUACUGCUCAACUUCUUGCUAGCAGCCUUUGAUCCGGAAGGACAUGGUAAAAUUUCCGUUUUUGCUGUCAAAAUGGCCUUGGCAACUCUCUGUGGAGGAAAGAUCAUGGACAAAUUAAGAUAUAUUUUCUCAAUGAUUUCCGACUCCAGUGGAGUGAUGGUUUAUGGCAGAUAUGACAUGUUUCUGCGGGAAGUUCUCAAGCUGCCCACGGCUGUUUUUGAAGGGCCUUCAUUUGGUUAUACUGAGCAAUCAGCAAAAUCCUGUUUCUCACAACAGAAAAAAGUCACAUUAAACACUUUCUUGGAUACCCUCAUGUCUGAUCCCCCGCCACAGUGUCUGGUGUGGUUACCACUUCUGCAUCGACUGGCAAAUGUUGAAAAUGUCUUCCAUCCUGUCGAGUGUUCCUACUGCCACAGCGAGAGCAUGAUGGGGUUUCGCUACCGCUGCCAGCAGUGUCACAAUUACCAGCUCUGUCAGGACUGCUUCUGGAGGGGCCAUGCCAGCGGUUCCCACAGCAACCAGCACCAAAUGAAAGAGUACACGUCAUGGAAAUCACCUGCUAAGAAGCUAACUAAUGCACUUAGCAAGUCUUUAAGCUGUGCUUCCAGCCGUGAACCUUUGCACCCAAUGUUCCCUGACCAGCCUGAAAAACCUCUAAACCUGGCUCAUAUUGUAGAUACUUGGCCCCCUCGACCUGUAACCAGCAUGAAUGACACACUCUUCUCCCACUCCGUUCCCUCAGGAAGUCCUUUUGCAAACAGAAGGUUACAGUACAGCCUCGAUGUUGCAGACAGGCUGGCCGAUGAACAUGUACUCAUCGGGUUGUAUGUCAACAUGCUGCAGAGCAACCCCGCACGCGUGCUUGACAGCGCAAGUCGCCUGGAUGAAGAACAUAAGCUGAUCGCCAGGUAUGCAGCAAGGCUGGCAGCAGAAACUUCUUCAUCACAGCAGGGUCAGCAGAGAGGGGCAUCAGAUAUCUCCUUCACCAUUGAUGCAAACAAGCAACAAAGGCAGCUGAUAGCAGAGCUUGAAAAUAAAAACCGAGAAAUCCUACAGGAGAUCCAGAGGCUGCGACUUGAACAUGAGCAAGCGUCUCAGCCCACACCGGAGAAGGCACAACAAAAUCCCACUCUCCUUGCAGAGCUCCGGCUCCUGAGACAGCGGAAGGAUGAGCUGGAACAAAGGAUGUCUGCUCUCCAGGAAAGCCGGAGGGAGCUUAUGGUUCAGUUAGAAGGCCUCAUGAAACUGCUGAAGACCCAAGGGGCAGGCUCCCCACGUUCCUCACCCAGCCACACUAUAAGUCGACCGAUUCCAAUGCCCAUCAGGUCAGCCUCUGCCUGCUCCACCCCAACCCACGCACCUCAGGACUCUCUGACCGGGGUGGGAGGAGAUGUGCAGGAAGCCUUUGCACAAAGUGCAAGACGAAACUUAAGAAACGAUUUGCUGGUGGCAGCAGAUUCAAUCACCAACACCAUGUCUUCUUUGGUAAAAGAACUAAAUUCUGAAGUGGGCAGCGAGACAGAAAGCAAUGUGGAUUCUGAAUUUGGACGAACUCAUUUUGAUGACCUCGUUCCAUCCCCAACGUCUGAGAAGGCUUUCCUUGCGCAGAUCCAUGCCCGGAAGCCAGGGUACCUCCACAGCGCCGCUGCCACCGGCUCCAUCCGCAGUGACAUGGUUACAGAAGAUGGAGACCCCUAUGUCAGAGCAGAUGAUGAAAAUUAUGAGAAUGACUCUGUCCGCCAGCUGGAGAAUGAACUGAAGAUGGAGGAGUACCUGAAGCAGAAGCUGCAGGAUGAGGCAUACCAGGUCAGUUUGCAAAGUUGAGUGCAAUAUCCUUCUAUCUCUCCUCUCAAGCAAGCUGCAGUCAGACAGACAACGAAAGCUACGUAAGAACUGAUGAUGAGGAGAGCUGCUUUCGGACAGAUGAUGAAGAAAACUCGGCUGCAAACUUCACAGAAGAGUGGAACCAAGAGGUGCAGCGUCUCUUGACAAAAAAAUCACAUAACUAAGUUCUGAGGACUGUAGCACAGUACUUUUGUUCUAAGAGUUGUAGUUUGUAGAUGUGUGUUUUUGACAACCAGACUUUUGUUUAAAGCUAACUUAUAUUAGCUACAUCUUCUGUAACAUGACUCAUUACCGGUGAAGAAAACAGACUGACAUACAUACUGCUGUUACAAAGGAUGGUGGUAUUAAUAACUCACGUAAACCCUUUGCACAUGAUAUUGAACCUGUUCAGUUUACAAUGACAAUACUGUUUAUAGAUAGAAAUUUGAUUUCUCAAUACUUUUGAGAUUUUAGUAGAUCAGUUUACUAUACACUGUACAUUUUUUCCACAGAAGAAAUAAAAAGCUACAAUUAUGCAUUUAACACUGAAUGAUUAUACUCCUGAGUGUAUAUAUCUAGUAGCCCAAAAAACAAAGUACCAGACUAUAUUUGCAAUUUGUUUGCAAGUCUUUAAAUUAAGACAUACAAAAUGUACUAAAAUAAUAAUAAUAAUAAUAAUAAUAUAAUUAAUAAU